This is a messenger RNA of Xylaria bambusicola, 2082 nucleotides long. RefSeq lists its product as uncharacterized. Lineage: Eukaryota; Fungi; Ascomycota; Sordariomycetes; Xylariales; Xylariaceae. The record is from RefSeq and is a predicted model, not a curated record. The transcript has 3 exons. The coding region runs from base 154 to 1896 and encodes 580 amino acids.
CGAAAGCUGGGACAUUGGCGAACGUACAUAAUGCAUAAGUAGGAAGAUGGAGAUGCACAACUGGCCGAGUUGUGAUUCGAAGCUCAGAUCACAGACCCCGCCCCCCGACCGAAAAAUGAUAUACGCCCCGUUGAAAAGCCGAAAAACAAAACCAUGGCGCGCCUCCACUAUAUACAAGCUUUCAUGAAUUAUCUUCAAGUCCUCGUAUGGAACUACAGUCUGGCCGUUGCAAGAUUACUUACUAGGCUCAGAAAUGCGCCAUCAUUGAAACCUACAAACCGAAGAGAGAUACAGUAUUUAAUCGGCAUGGCUGAAGAAGACGAUAAAAGACCUGAAUCGUCCCCGUUCGCGGGGUUUACUACCCAUAUCUACUUUCGUGAAGGCCCAGACUUCGUUGUCCCGACUUCUCUGAUCCAGAAAUGUCCCAAACUCGUCCCGGACGGUGCACGAUGGCCUCCUUCAGCAAUACGGGUAGACGAUGUCACCUCGAACAUCGCCCACAUCAUUUUCUAUUACCUUCUCACCGGCACCUACCAGAGCCUGCGGCCAAAAGGAAGUUCUCACGAAGAGAAGCUCGGAAACGAAUUGAAGACUGGCGUCCAAUCAUACAACGCCGCCCGGACCUACGAGCUGCCAGCCCUGCAGGAGCUCGCAAAAGACGAGAUACAACGACUGGCACAGGAGCUCCCUUUCCCGCUCGUGCUGAAUCUUCUGCGUAACUUGCACUUAGAUCCAUGCGAGAGGGAGACUUGGCUCGACGACUACGUGCAAGCGGGUCUGAAGCAUUUAUUCCAGACCCCGACGGCAUUCCUAGACCUUACAGCUGCCCAGGUAGAGCACGAUGUGGUCUCGUUCAGCAAUAUAAUUCUGAAGAGUCUGGCCCACUUGCUUUCCAACGAAGUGGUUCUAACUCAGAAGGAUAUGCCGCCUAUGCCGACUCUUGAGCCUGCCGCGAUUGAAGACCAACCGAACCAUCAGGAGUCUCUCCGCGAACAACUGCUUCGUGAGGAAACACCCGGUCUCGUCGAGGCUGCAGCCCGCAACGAAGAGCCGAAUCAUUAUGCAGAGGUCUCAGAGCCUAUAAAAGAGCCAGAACUACCCGAGAUAGAGGCUGAACCCGCACCAGUAGCUGAGCCUGCGCCUGAACCAGAACCGGAGCCGGCGUUGGAGCCUGUUAUCGAGCAGCCUGCACCGGAGCUUAAGCACGACCAUGCCUACGACCAUAUUGACGAGCCCGUGCCCGAUCUCACAGCAGACGAACCUGCAUCUGAGCCCGCGCCUGAGACCAAAUCUGAAGAACCCGGGGCCUUCACCACGUUUGGCGCCAAGAAUGGUUUCAAACCCUCGAUAUGGGACUGGGGCACCGACACCACCAAGCCGAAGACAGAAAGCCCACAGCCCGAAGACGAGCCCAUCAGCUCACCCCCUGCUCUAGUAGAAUCUCCACCCGAGGCUGUCCCUGAGCCGAUCCCUGAAGCCCGCGAUACCCCCAUCGAAUACCCCGAGCCCGUCUCCGUCCGCGACUUCUCGCACGUCCUCGAGCAUCAGGCUCCAGCAGACGACAUCGCAGUGCCCUCCACGACUACCCCGGAGCCGACGAAGCGCGCCGAGACGCCGGUGGGGAGGACGGACAGCAAGAAGAGACUGUCCCUCUUCCGCUUCGCGACCGAGCCGGCAGACAAGUCGGCGGACUCGCGGGAAAGCAGCCGUGUGCAGACCCCCGAGCCCGCCAAACCCGUCCCUGUCGAGGCCCCCAAGGUCGAGCCCAGAGUCGAGGAUAACAAGGGUGUGAGCGCGGACGACGCCGCGAGCCCUGGUUCGUCAGCGUCGGCGGCAGCGGACAAGAAGAAAAAGAAGAAAAAGAAGAGCUUGUUCUACCGCUCCGAUGUGCUUUGACUAUACGGCGCCGUCGGUAUACCCAAUACAUUUUGGAUGUGAGGAGAAUGGGAGUCGUUGGAUAACUGGAUGCUGGACACUGAGGAAAUUGUAUGAUUUGGUAUAUUGGCAUAUAUGACCUGUUAAGGUGGAUGAAUGCAUGGAGGAAAGAGUCGAUUUGUGAUAUACAUUGGGAUUAAGGAUAUU